GCCGACAUUACGACAUCUCGGAUCUUUUUAUUUGAUUCAAUCGAACGUGCAUGCUAAUCGGAUGCAACAACUGGAAAAAUGAAGAUGGCGGACGGAUGUGUAUUCUUUAGAAGAAAUAGACCCGGAACCACAGCAAAGGUGGCCUGAUGAACCCUUUGAAGAAAUGGACAGCACAUUGGCUGUGCAACAAUAUAUUCAACAGAUGAUUAGAAGAGAUCCAUCUAACGUAGAUCUAAUAUUAAAAAUGCCAGAAGCGCAAGAUGAAGCAGUAUGGAAGUAUGAACAUUUAAGACAAUUCUGUAUGGAACUAAAUGGUUUGACAGUAAGGCUGCAAGCAGAAUGUCAUCCAGAGGCUUGCACUCAAAUGACAGCUACUGAACAAUGGAUAUUUCUUUGUGCUGCACAUAAAACACCUAAAGAAUGUCCAGCUAUUGAUUACACACGACAUACACUUGAUGGCGCAGCUUGUUUACUCAACAGUAACAAAUAUUUUCCUAGCAGAGUAAGUAUCAAAGAAUCUUCAGUAGCAAAACUUGGAUCUGUUAGUCGAAGAGUUUACAGAAUCUUUUCCCAUGCAUAUUAUCACCAUAGAACAAUAUUUGAUGAAUUUGAAAAUGAGACUUUUCUAUGUCGCAGGUAAAAUGAUUAUUUGUAAAAGCAUUAACAAGAAUAUUGUUACUUAAUUAAUUGAUCUUUUUUGUUUCAGGUUUACAGCAUUUGUGACAAAAUAUAAUUUGAUGUCGAAAGAAAGUUUGAUAGUACCAAUUAUGGAAGAGGAGGGAACGACAGAAAGUGAAGCGUAGGACUUGAAUGUUUAUUUAUAUUGCCCAAAAUUGAUUUGUCAGAUUUAAUGAAAUCGUUGGUAAUAUUGAUAUAUUGCUGAAAUAUCUUUUGUAGUUCCAAUUGUAAGAACAUUGGAAAGUUUUGGUAAUCUGUUUAGAAAUAUUUUACUAGAAUUUCUUGUUAUUAAUUGAAUCGAUACAAUUUAAAACUAUCAUCAUGUUUAAAACUUACAUGUUUGCAAUGUUUAUAUAUAAAAAUGAAUUCAUUUUAAACAAUUCUACACGAGGUUAAAUUCUGUAUUAAUGAAUAUUACAUUUUUAAUAUAAUACAUUUUAAUAUAAUAUAGUAAUUUACAUUUUUAAUAUACUAUAGUAAUUUAGAACAUUUCACGAGAUAAUUUGACAAGAAAUUCAAGUAAAUUUAGAGUAAAAAUAUUCAAUUUUUUGUGUAGUACUUCAUUAUAUAUUUUAUAUCUUCCCCUUUUUAGUAUUAUGAGUUUGUAUAAAAAUAUUUAAUUUUAUUAAAACUACAGUGAAGAGCCUAACUUUACUAAUGACAAUGAAAAUUGUUGA
Messenger RNA from Heterotrigona itama, 1355 nucleotides. The record is from the annotation of a GenBank genome assembly. Lineage: Eukaryota; Metazoa; Arthropoda; Insecta; Hymenoptera; Apidae.